CAAGGUAUUUGACAAUAUUACCAUCUUUAUGUACUGAUCUCUCACAGUGGCAUACGGUACCGCCGGGUUACCUUGUGUUCUAUUAAUUAGGAUUUGAUAUCUAUUCGUGUACUCUCCUGGGGAAUUCCAUAGAGUGUUACAUCACAGUGCUAUUGGUCACCUGUAUAGCAGCACCAUGACACCCGUAUUCCUUUUACUGGUGUUACUAACAACGCUGGAUACAGUCCUCGGUACACAUUUCAGGGGAGGGACCAUGAGUUGGAAACCCCUCACCGGAAACACGGUUGAGUUUAAAUUCAAGAUGGGCUGGUCACAUGGGAAGGGUCCCGGCUGUACGGCGGCAAAGAUAGGACAAUUCGUCAGCACUUCAUUCAUAUCUGACGACCCGUGGAAGUGUGUAAAGGGAUGUGGGGGAACGACCUACUCCCGACCUACUGUGGGACCUGUCUACUACUACUGCACAGGUGCCAACAAAGCUGAAGACUGGGAACAGGGUCAGAACUCCUUCAACUAUACAUUUAGUGGACUAGGUCCAUACACCAUCAGCUAUGCCGGUACCCAGUGGCGUCCUCUGAGUUACGGUGCUAACGGCGAUUGGAACCUGCAAACCAUAGUUGACCUCCACCAUCGGAGUGAUAGUAACCGACCAAACAGCAGCCCUAUUACUUCUAACAAGCCACUGUUUGAGGUACAGUUUACCUGUCACCACGAACUGAAGAUCCCCAUGGUGGACCCAGAUGGAGAUAACCUCAAGUGUAGAUGGGCCACUGGAGACGAAUGUGCCAGCGUCUGUAACGGUGUUCCAGUGGCAACCCUUAACGAGACAUCGUGCACUCUUGUAUUUACUGCCGACAACGGUAAUUUCGUUACAAACGGGUGGUAUGCUGUUGCAAUCACGAUCGAGGACUUCCCAAAGUCGAAUAUCACCAUUGGUGGCAAAACCUUCACACCGUCCGACCCAAUAUCAGCCAUUCCAGUUCAAUUCCUCGUCCACGUGAAGUCGCAACCCAUUCCCUGUGACUGGAAGCCAGAGUUCGUCAACGACACGCUGCUGGAGGGAAGCAAAGUGACUAUAAAGGCAGGCAAGACCUUCUCAACUCAGAUGUACGCCGUCAAUCCGAAGAAUCCGCAAGCUGUAAUAAAAAGCUUGCAGCUGACUGCUCCAGCAGGUGUCACUUACACAGGUCCAUUCCCCGAUCCCAGUCGUCCUCAUGUGGCCUACUGGAAUAUUACCUGGACUCCAACACAGUCCCAGAAAGGCGACAACAUCAUCUGCGGUGUAGCAGAGGACGACAAAGGAAAAAUCACUGAUUCCCGUUGUUUCUCAGUAACAGCUUGGGAUGUUGACCCGUGCAGUAAACAACCGUGUCUCAAUGGGGGCACUUGUUCACGCGCAGGAAGUUCCGAUUUUUACACAUGCGUCUGUGCUGCUGGGUACACCGGUAAUCGCUGUCAGACCAACAUUGACGAAUGCUUGAGCAGUCCCUGUAAACAUGGAGCCACGUGUGUCGAUCAUGUGGCUAGUUACACGUGCGUUUGCCAGACAGGCUACACAGGACCUACCUGCCAGGCUGUUACCGAUAAUUGUGCAAGUGGACCAUGUCAAAACCAGGGAACAUGUUUGAACGCCGUGGCCACAUUCUCCUGUGUCUGUGUGUCGGGGUUUACUGGUUCCACGUGUGGUACGGAUAUCGACGAGUGUCUGUCUACUCCUUGUCAAAAUGGAGGCACGUGCUCCGAUCGCGUGAAUAGUUAUACUUGCGCAUGUGCAAUGGGGUUUUCCGGUCUACAGUGUCAAACAGAUAUAGACGAGUGUUUGAGUCUGCCUUGCCAACAUGGUGGAACUUGCUUGGAUUCUGUGAAUAGUUACACGUGCAGUUGUCGUGCUGGCUAUACGGACGACCACUGUCAAACAGAUAUCGACGAGUGCCAGAGUGACCCCUGUCAAAAUAGCGGAACAUGUGUUGAUCACGUAAACAACUACUCGUGUACAUGUGGAGCAGGAUAUACUGGCACUGUAUGUCAAACAGAAAUAGAUGAAUGCCACAGUGAUCCGUGCAAACAUGGCGGAACCUGUGUGGACAAGGUAAACGGAUACACGUGUAGCUGUGUGACGGGGUAUGCCGGGUUGGAGUGUCAACACGAUAUGGAUGAAUGCCAGAGUGUGCCGUGCAGAAAUGGUGGGACUUGCUCGGAUCAUGUCAAUAGCUUCUCUUGUACCUGUCCGCCUGGGUACACUGACAAUGUCUGCGGAACUGAGAUAGACGAGUGUUACAGUGACCCAUGCCAACAUGGCGGAACCUGUGUGGACCACGUGGCUGGCUAUACAUGCUUCUGUGUGGCAGGAUACACGGAUGUAAAUUGUCAAACAGACAUAGAUGAAUGUUUGACCUUACCCUGUAUGCAUGGGGGCACAUGUACAGAUCUUGUAAACGACUUCAGAUGCACGUGUACCCCUGGAUACACAGACACACGAUGUAAUACAAAUAUCAACGAAUGUAGUAGUAACCCAUGUCAAAAUGGCGGAACAUGCACCGACCACGUGAACAGCUACACGUGCAGCUGCAUGCCGGGAUAUACUGGACUUAAUUGUCAAACAAAUAUAGAUGAGUGUCAUAGUGACCCGUGCCAACAUGGUGGGACGUGCCAGGACCAGGUCAAUGGAUAUAAAUGUGUUUGUGUUGCUGGUUUCACUGGACCUAAUUGUCAAACUGAUAUAGAUGAGUGUCAGUCGUCUCCCUGUAUGUAUGGUGGCACAUGCACGGACCUGGUCAAUGGUUUCCGGUGUACAUGUUCCCCUGGUUUCACAGACACACGCUGUAGUACAGACAUUGAUGAGUGUCACAGUGCCCCUUGUCAACACGGCGGAACGUGUGUGGACAAAGUAAACAGCUACCGCUGUAUCUGUGUUCCUGGUUACACCGGCAGUAACUGUCAAACUGAUAUAGAUGAGUGUCAGUCGUCUCCCUGUAUGUAUGGAGGCACGUGCACGGAUUUGGUCAAUGCUUUCCGGUGUACAUGUUCCCCUGGUUACACAGACACGCUCUGUAGCACAGAUAUCAACGAAUGUCUUAGUAAUCCCUGCCAACAUGGUGGAACAUGCACCGAUCAAGUCAACAGUUACACGUGUAGCUGUAUGCCGGGAUAUUCUGGACUAUACUGCCAAACAGAUAUAGACGAGUGCCAAAGCUUCCCGUGCCAACAUGGCGGAACAUGCCAGGACAACGUAAAUGGAUAUACGUGUGCAUGCGCCGCGGGAUAUACGGAUGUAAAUUGUCAAACAGAUAUAGAUGAGUGUCAGUCGUCUCCCUGUAUGUAUGGUGGCACGUGCACGGACCUGGUCAAUGGUUUCCAGUGUACAUGUUCUCCCGGAUACACAGAUACACGCUGCAGUACGGAUGUCAACGAAUGUAGUAGUAACCCCUGUCAACAUGGCGGAACAUGUACCGAUCACGUGAACAGCUACACGUGCAGCUGCAUGCCGGGAUACACUGGACUGAACUGUCAAAGAGACAUAGAUGAGUGCGCACCCAACCCGUGUAAAAAUGGCGGCACGUGUGUGGACGGAAUCAACACCUACAGGUGUUUCUGUCGACCAGGGGUUUCUAGGAGCUAUGUUGAUGAAUGCCUGAGUCAGCCGUGCCUCAAUAACGCCACCUGUACGGACCUUGUCAACGACUACUCGUGUUCCUGUCUGCCUGGAUAUACAGGCAGAAUCUGUGCCGUCGAUAUCAAUGAAUGCAAGAGUUCUCCUUGCCAACAUGGAUCAUGCAGUGAUCUAAUCAACGACUUUAAUUGUGCAUGUUUUCCAGGAUAUACUGGUCGAAUCUGUGACUUUGAUAUUGACGAAUGUUCUUCUGGUCCAUGUGCACACGGAGGAACAUGUACAGACCAGGUCAACGCCUACACGUGUACUUGUGUGCCUGGCUACACAGAUCCUCGGUGUACCACAGACAUUGAUGAGUGUAAUUCUAACCCGUGCCAUAAUGGUGGCAGUUGCAGCGAUGCUGUCAAUAACUUCACAUGUACGUGCGCAAGUGGAUUUACUGGAUACCAGUGUGAUAUAGAUAUCGACGAAUGUUUGAGUGACCCCUGUCAUAACGGAGGUACUUGUGUGGACAAGCCUAAUGGGUAUGUGUGUAAUUGUGCGGCUGGAUUCACUGGAACAAAUUGUCAACAAGGCAUAGAUGAGUGCGCAAGUUCUCCAUGUGUUCAUGGAGCAUGCGUGGACAGAGUUAACUCCUUCCUGUGUCUGUGUGACCCGGAUACACUGGUCUACUGUGUCAAACAGGAUGAGUGCGCAAGUUCUCCAUGUGUUCAUGGAGCAUGCGUGGACAGAGUUAACUCCUUCCUGUGUCUGUGUGACCCCGGAUACACUGGUCUACUGUGUCAAACAGAAAUCAAGGAAUGCCAAUCACAGCCAUGCUUACACGGAGGAAUAUGUCAGGACCAUGUCAACAACUUCACAUGUGUAUGUGUGUCAGGUUACACAGGCCGUCGUUGUGAGAAAGAUAUAGACGAGUGUGCCAGUUAUCCUUGCCAGAACAACAGUACCUGUAUAGAUGGCGUGGACUCGUUCAAGUGUGUCUGUCCAGUUGGCUACACUGGCACGAGCUGUGGCCAGAAUAUCGAUGACUGUAGCGUGAACCCUUGUUUAAACCACGGUACGUGCGUGGACGGUGUCGCCACCUACACGUGCAGGUGCUCACCAGGGUUCUACGGCCUUCUGUGCGAGAAAGGUAUUGACCACUGUACUCCCUAUCCGUGUCAUAACGGGGCCAUCUGUAUCAAUAACAUCACCACCUACCAUUGCAUAUGUCCUCUGGGAUGGAACGGCAAAAACUGCGACACCAAACUUACCCAUACAGCAAAAUGCUCACAGCUGGAGUACGCAGACUGUAGUUGCGCUUUUUCUAACAAAUACUCUGCCGUUUCCAAACACGUUUCUCCAAGAAAGGCUAUCACUCCCUCAAAGAUAAUUUCCUCCGUCGUCGGGGUGUUACUUGGAUUGCUCAGCAGUCUGUUGGGGUACUUCCUUAUCCUUCAGUGUUGUUGUCAAAACAUACCCCAUAUGACGUCAUCGUUAGUGUCUCCUAACCGUCUAAAGGUCAGACCUGUUGAUCCCGCGAUUCCUCCCUGGCAACAAGGUCACAUGGGAAAUCCACCAACUCUACCCGCACACGGCAGGGAUCCCACGGCAUCUAACUCUGUCAACAUUUACAGGACCACACUCAAUUACAACUUCGGUAAUAACAACAUCACCAAUGCAAUGACGGACUGGUAGGAUAUGGAAUUUUUGUCCUGAAGUAUCUGUUUUCCUGUUUUAUCUCCCCAACCUACAUGCAAUUAAAUUAAAUCAAUGUAAAUUGGCACUUGAAAUCAACACAAGAUCUAGCGAAUGUGACGUCUGUCGGUGGACAUUUCUUUCAUAGCAUUUAUAAAAAAAAAAUACCUGUGUAUAGGAACAUGUAAUAAUAUUGGUUACGUGCUCUAUUGUUGCGAGAUAGAUAUAUAUGUGUCCGGAAAAAAUGAAAUCGGAUAAAUUCUAUAGUUGACUCGAAACUUUGUAGUUAAUCGUAUGCAAAUUCAGCACUCUCCGCGCCAGAACUCGGAUAAGGCAUCCACGCCGUCUGUCCAGCCUGUUCUGUUGUGUGCCGAUCUUUUGACCAAUCCUUUCUGUUGUGUGCCGAUCUUCUGACCAUCCCUUUCUGUUGUGUGUCGAUCUUUUGACCAAUCCUUUCUGUUGUGUGCCGAUCAUCUGUCCAGCCCUUUCUGUAAUGUGCUGAUCUUUCUGUCCAGUCCUUUCUGUUGUGUGCCGAUCUUCUGUCCAGUCCUUUCUGUUGUGUGCCGAUCUUCUGUCCAGCCCUUUCUGUUGUGUGCCGAUCUUCUGUCCAGCCCUUACUGUUGUGUGUCGAUCUUCUGUCCAGCCCUUUCUGUUGUGUGCCGAUCUUCUGUCCAGCCCUUUCUGUUGUGUGUCGAUCUUCUGUCCAGCCCUUUCUGUUGUGUGCCGAUCUUCUGUCCAGUCCUUUCUGUUGUGUCCAGCCCUUUCUGUAAUGUGCUGAUCUUUCUGUCCAGCCCUUUCUGUUGUGUGCCGAUCUUCUGUCCAGCCCUUUCUGUUGUGUGCUGAUCUUUCUGUCCAGUCCUGUCUGUUGUGUGCCGAUCUUCUGUCCAGUCCUAUCUGUUGUGUCCAGCCCUUUCUGUUGUGUGCCGAUCUUCUGUCAAGCCCUUUCUGUUGUGUCCAUCCCUUUCUGUUGUGUGCCGAUCUUUCUAUCCAGCCCUUUCUGUUGUGUGCUGAUCUUCUGUCCAGCCCUUUCUGUUGUGUGCCGAUCUUUUGACUCUCUUCUCCAUCGUUUCACAACUGAUGUUUGUUGUUUUUGGCAAAUUCGUUCAUAUCUUGGUUGUUUUACAUUGCGAUCUUCUUUUGAACAUCUUUCUAAGACACUGAUGCUGGAGCGUGCGUGCCAUUUUUCUUGUUUUCUUUUCUUUUUUUCUUUUCUUUUUUUUAAUUUCCAUUUCUCAGACCUAUUAUAUACAGUAGAACAAGCCUCGCCAGUAAUUUGAACAACUGCUCAAGUUCUCAAGUUCAAGUUCUUUAUUGACUUGGGUCUUCCGACUCAUCAGU
Molecule: messenger RNA, 6622 nt
Organism: Pecten maximus
Lineage: Eukaryota; Metazoa; Mollusca; Bivalvia; Pectinida; Pectinidae
Product: fibropellin-1-like
Exons: 40
Coding region: 176-5284 (1702 amino acids)
Biological process (GO): Notch signaling pathway
Molecular function (GO): Notch binding; calcium ion binding
Source: RefSeq, a predicted model, not a curated record